AUGGCUGGUGGACCCAAGAAAUGUUUGUCUUUGAUUGGAUUCAGUCUUAUCUGUCUUAAAAUGGUUGCUUCAGCAAAAACAGCUCCUGAAAUACCCACUAUUGAUCAGGCAUAUUCAAAAAUCAGCAACAGUAUCACUGUGGAAUGGGCUAUAGUGCCAGGGGCCACCAGUUACCUCCUCACUGCAAAAGAUGGUGACACUGUUAUUGAAACCAUGGUGGCCAAUUCCCCAGGCACUGUGACAGGCCUGAAGGCUGCCACCUUGUACCAAAUCACUGUCAGAUCCAUCAGCGCCGCUGGGAGAAGCCAGGCAUCACCUCCAAAACAAGCAAAGACAGUGUUGGCUGCACCAAUUCUAGAAGUAAGCUCUCCAAGUCCAGACUCUAUUCUUGUGCAGUGGGAAGCUGUAUAUAUGGCCAUUGGAUUCUCUGUGUCCAUCAUGCGAGCCAAUGGUUUGGGCAGAAUAUGGAAAGAGAAUACCACAAACACCACGUUGACAUUCACCAGCUUAGACGCCGGGACUCUCUAUACCAUAAAGGCCUAUGCGUGGAAUGCCAAUGGAACCCCUGGGGAUGACUCCACCUGCAAUCAGAGAACAAGUCCUCGUGCUCCUGCCAACAUUCAAGUCUCAUUUGACAGUGGGGCUCUGCAGGCAUCUGUUUCAUGGGCACCGACAGAAGGCGCGUUCAACUACACCGUGAUGGCUUUAAGCGGCUCUUCUGAGCUGAGCUGUAGCACGGUGUUCAGCUCCUGCAUCAUUUCCUCUCUCCAAUGCGGAACACGGUACCUGAUUUCAGUUUUAGCAAGUAACGAUGCAGGAUCUAGCGGAUCAGCUUCAGCAGUGACCCUGAAAACCGUUGCCUGUGCACCUGGAAGAGUGACAAUCCAAGAAGAUCCCCCAGGCCACCUGUCUGUGUCUUGGUCCAAUGUAGAUCUGGGUGAUUACUAUGUGGCCUUUGUGAAGAGUGAUGAUGGCUUGGAAGUACACUGCAACACAUCCCUCACUCAGUGCAACUUCUUAUCUGAAUGUGGCUUCACUUACUUUAUCAGUGUUUUCGCCUAUAACAAGGCAGGGCAGAGUCCCUUGGGCGAUGUGUUCAAUUAUACCACAGCUCCCUGUUGUCCGAGUGACGUUAACCCCGUGUUGGUGUCCAGUGACAGAGUAGAGAUCGUCUGGUCUCCUGUUCGUGGUGCCGAACUUUACGAAACCAAGGCUGUCGAUGGGUCCAGCGUACUCGAGUGCACGGACACUGCUCCUGCUUGCACCCUCUCAGCCCUGGUGUGUGACACCGAGUACAACAUCACAGUGCAUUCGUACAGCGAAGUCCGGGGCAGCAAUAAGUCCUGUACGUCCCGAUUUAUAACCACAGCUCCUUGCAGUCCCGAAAUCAAAAAUGUUUCAGAGGAUGCUUUCUCCAUGAUUAACGUGCACUGGCAAUCCAGCAAUGACGGCGCCACUUACACGGUGACUGCGCAGGGGGAGAAGGGGCGGUACGGGUGCAGCAGCGCGGGAGAGUCCUGCACCAUGCGGGGCUUGCCCUGCGGCUCGCUGUUCUCUGUCACCGCGGUGGCCGAGACACAGGCCGGACGGAGCCCACCCAGCUACAGCGUGCCGCUGGAAACAGUACCGUGCUGUCCAGCUGGUCUGACAGUAACUCAGGUCACCCAAUCAGUAGUCAACGUGAGUUGGACUGUUGGAACCGGGGCUCAGACAUAUGUGACAGUUCUGGAGUCACACACUGGCCAGUCUAAGUGUCACACCCAUCAAAACCACUGCCUCUUGGGAUGCAUCACAUGUGGCAUCAAUUACACAGUGGCGUUAAAAGCAGUUAGUGCCACCGGAUUGACUGCGGACUGCACCUAUCAAAGUUAUUCCUCUAGUGCCUGCUGCCCUUUGGGAGUGAAAUUAUAUAGGCUGGGCCCUAAUGGCAUCCGGAUCUACUGGCAGAUUGCCAGGGGCUCUGCCAAUUACAGCACUGACCUCUAUGGUUCCAAAGGCAUUUUCACAUGUGCCCCAAGCACUGGCCUCAGUUUCUGUGACGUCACCGAGAUACCUUGCGGGGAUGUAUAUACUGUGAUGGUCUCACCAGUUGCUGAGACAGGACUGAAGCUUACCUUCUGUCCGAAAAAAAUAUAUUCAGUAACCUGCUCUGGAAGCACACUUGGAAUGGUGAUUUACAGAGGGAAGAGAAAUGCAGAAAGACAUACUAAGCCUCUGAUGACAACAGAAACUUGACCAAAGUUGUCUCAAUCAUUAGUGCGAUUAGAGAUGGAAAAGAUCUAUUAGAAUACAAAAUGCGUCUAGGAUAGGACAAGCUCGUAGGCCUUUCAAAGAACAGCUCUGUCUCCACUUCCCCAGGACAAGGU
Molecule: messenger RNA, 2366 nt
Organism: Pteropus alecto (black flying fox)
Lineage: Eukaryota; Metazoa; Chordata; Mammalia; Chiroptera; Pteropodidae
Gene: FNDC7
Product: fibronectin type III domain containing 7
Exons: 13
Coding region: 1-2235 (744 amino acids)
Molecular function (GO): protein binding
Source: RefSeq, a predicted model, not a curated record